Molecule: messenger RNA, 2463 nt
Organism: Melanomma pulvis-pyrius CBS 109.77
Lineage: Eukaryota; Fungi; Ascomycota; Dothideomycetes; Pleosporales; Melanommataceae
Source: the annotation of a GenBank genome assembly
CGAAUCGGAGUGUCUUACCGAGCUAUGGAGGCCACUCCAUCAAGCCCAAGACAUCAAGUCGCGCUAGCUCGGUCUUUGUUUAUGAAGAGUCUGAUGAAGAUUCCAUGAACGGAGAUUACGUAGAUGACGACUUUGGGCCCGAGCGUGAAAACCCGUUGGAGGAAUGGCACGACUUCGCGACAUACAAUCCCAUCACAAAGACCGAAGAAGAAGUUGACUUCGAUGACUUACCGACGGCUGAAGACAUUGUUAGUGACCACGAAUGGCCAGACCCUGCGGAACCCACACCAAACCUCCUCGAAAACGGGCUUCCGGCGCCACACAUCUGCGUAUUUUGUCGCCACAUAGUGAUUAAUUCAAGGAUGUUGGUGCGGGGACAACAAAUCCUUCUUUGUGAAGAUCGUGCGGAAAUGGUCGCAGCUGGUGAGUAUGGCUGCCCAUUCUUUCGCUGGUUGGAGUGGCGAUACUAUCACCGAUUCGCCCUUGACACUCUCACACGGAAUAAGUUUAACUUCACCAUGGUGCUGAGAUCGACUCUGGAGAAGCCUUACGGGCUUCGGAUUAACAAGUUCGGAAUACGAUAUUGGACAUUGGAAGAAGAUGGGAGACAUGGAGUUGCUAGCGAUGACGAUUUCCAUGUUGUUGCUGAGAAAGGUACGCUCUUUUCCGUUUGCCCAACACGGCCGCGAAGUAGCAACGUCAGCGCUGAUUGUGUGGUAGACAACCCAGCCGGGGAUCACAUACCCGUGCGCCCUGUCAAUUUAGACGUCGGAUCUAAGUUGGCUCUUGAAAAUGCCACACGCUGGCUCAACGGGUGCGAAAACGAGCACCCAAAGUGUCGCGAGCUUGAGUUAUCUCGGCUACCAACCAGAGUCGUUGAUGUUGGAACGAUUGACUCGGAGAAUCCACGUUUAUAUGUCCCACGACAAGAUGAAAGGGCAAAGUAUCUAGCCCUCAGCUACUGUUGGGGCGGAGACCAAGAGGUCAAAGCCACUGUAGCGGAACUACCUAAUUUGAUGGCUUCUAUACCGUUUCAGAAACUAGGUCAGUCAUUAAAAGAUGCCAUCACAGUAACGCGAAGGCUCAAGAUCCGAUUUCUCUGGAUCGACGCUCUAUGCAUAGUUCAGGAUGAUCGUGAAGAUGUUGCGAGAGAAAUUGCCACAAUGCCGGCCGUGUACCAAGGAGCAUAUUGCACCAUUGCGGCCGCGGUCACAAAUUCAUCUCGUGUGGGGUUCUUAGGUCGAAGGAAGAGCACCCCGAGUCGGCAUCAUGCACAAAUGCUCCCAUACAUGUGCCCUAACGGCCAGCUUGGACAUGUAUACAUAUACCAAGGGGAAAAUCAUCGCCUAGACGAAGAGCCUCUCCAUUCCCGAGGGUGGACGCUACAAGAACGACUAAUGUCACCAAGGGUUCUAACGUAUGGCUCAUGGCAGUUAAGAUGGGGUUGCAAGUCAGCAAAUGCCUGUGAUGGUGGGCCAUUGAUCUCAUACCAGGGUAGCCUUGAUGAGAUGAGCUCGAGCCUUCUCUCCCCUCCUGUGGUUCAUCUUUGGCAGAAUUUGGUGAAAGAAUUCACGAAAAGAAGCCUAACAGUUGCAGCCGACAGACCCUGGGCCAUAUCAGGUCUUGCGGAAACGUAUGGCAAAAUUGUCAACGCAAAAUACAUUGCUGGUCUUUGGGAAACCAAUUUCAUCCUGGACCUCCUAUGGAUCGGAACGACCGUAAAACCUUUGUGUGUUCGACGUUCACCUUCAUGGUCGUGGACUUCAGUGGACGGCGGUGUGGAUUGGCCUAUGAGCCAGGAGCUAGACCUCAGAGAUGCAAGCAUCAAUCUACUGGGGUACGAGAUUGAGCUAGAGUCUCAGUCGGCGCCUUUUGGAGCUGUGAAAAGUGGAGUAAUCAAAUUGGAAGGCCGGAUACGAAAAGCAUACGUUGAUACACCACAUCCCAGAAACGUUUUUACGUUCGCCCACUUCUAUUCUGGGAACACAGAGGACGAUUGGGGAUCCAAUGCUUUUGCUUCUAUUCGAGCACGACUUGACGGUCAUAUGGAUCUCUUCAAGCAGGAUCUGUCAAAAUCUAUAUGGUGUUUAGAAGUAGUACCGUAUCAUGCCCCGGACGAUGAUGAUCCGGGAUCGAACUUUCUCGCUCGUCCGUACGGUCUACUCCUUACUCAAGAUUUCAGCAAGGGGGCGUUUCGGCGGGUUGGGUAUUUUGACUUCAAAGGCGAGGACCUCGCUAAAACGUCCCCAGGCAUGACAUAUGAGGAACAGCAGCAAGUGCGUGAUCAUUUUCGAUCGCAUGCCUUCCACGAUUGCCCGCUCUCUGCUAUUACAAUCGAAUAAUACAUAGAUCAAGCAUCAUUCCCCACUCGAGGAAUGAUUGUGAAGUCUACGUGCCGAAGUAUAACCCAAUUACGAGCGUCCGUGUACCAUAGCCACUGGGCACCGAGUACAAUUCAAGCCG